CACAAUGGACAAGAGAGAGAGUGCGAGAGACAGAAAGUGCGUGUGUGUGUGCGUGCAUGUGUGUGGGGAAUUCACAAGUGACGCGAAUUCGCACCUCGCCAGAACGGACGCUAACCAGAAGUCAGCUUCCAGCGCACGCGACAAAUUUACUCAUUAUAACCGGAACUCCGAGCAGCGUUUGCUAUAAAAACAUCGCAGGGGAAGAAAAUUGAACUGAUUUCCGAGAACAGGAACUUUUGCCACCAAGAAGAUGUUGGAGAUCGUUUUAGUGAUGCUGUGUGGACUGACGAGCCGAGUGGCGACCAAAGAUGCAGACAAUAAAGGAAGGUUCAGCUCUCCAGUGCUGAAUGUAACUGAACGACAGAUCGUCCUAGAAAAGAACCAGAUGCUCCAGCUGAACUGCAGAGGGCGAUGGGAGCUGGAGUGGGUGUUCCCCUCGGGUAUGAGCAAGAGCCACCCAAGUGCCCGUGUAGAAGAGACUCGCUGUGGCAAGCGGGCAAACCAGUACUGCAGCCGCCUUAUCCUCAGCCCUGCCUUAGCCCAGCAUACAGGCUCCUACCGCUGCCGCUAUUCCCACAAGCAGCGCAAACACACCUCUGUCUACGUCUUCAUCACAGAUAGCCAGCAGCCAUUUGUAAAGGUGCAGAAAGAGAUCCCAGACGUGGUCUACAUGAAGGAAGGACAAGACUUAGUGUUCCCCUGUAGGGUCACUAACCCUGACACCAAAGUCUCAUUGGUCAAAUUUCCUGACCGAAGUCUUGGCACCGAUCAGAGGAACAUCAUUUGGAAUAACAGAAAGGGCUUUGUUAUCCGAAGCCCCACGUACUUCUACAUUGGCCUUUUUACCUGCGAAACCAUCGUCAAUGGGACAAAAUACACCAACAAAUUCUUGACUUACAGACCAGUGAAUAAGAUCCAAAAGGUAUAUCUGAACAGCACUGGCUUGGUACAGGCUCUGCAAGGAGAGAGGCUGGCCUUAAACUGCACCGUUACAGCUGAGUGGAACUCGAGAGUGAACAUCAAUUGGAGUUACCCUGGAAAGGCCAAUAGUAUGGUCUCAAUCAGUCGACGUAUAACACAGAGCAGGACCAAUGUGGUGUUCUACAGCAUUCUCACCAUCCAGAAACUGCACAAGGCUGAUAAAGGAAUCUACACGUGCCAUGUGACAAGUGGACCAGCAAAGCGGGAAGUCAACACCUCAGUUAUAGUUUAUGAUCAGCCCUUCAUCAAGUUAAAGCAUAGAAAUGGUCCACGGGUACAGGCACAUGCAGGGCAGAAAUCCUUUCGCCUGUCCCCCAAAUUACGGGCUUUUCCUGAACCUGAAGUCAUCUGGCUGAAAGAUGGGAUGGUGGCAGCUGAGCAGUGUUCACGUUACCAUGUAGAUGGUUAUUCUCUUGUGAUUCGAGAUGUUGCAGAGGAGGAUGCAGGGGUCUAUACCAUUCUCACUCGAAUCCAACAGUUUGGUCUUCAUCAGAACCUCACGCUCUCACUUGUGGUGAAGUUUAAGCCUCAGAUUGCGGAGAAAGCUGUAGCAGUGCAGGACACAGCAACCAUGCCACGGUCCAGCAGGCAAGUCUUCCGCUGCACUGCUCACGGCGUCCCACUGCCUCAAAUCCAAUGGCUCUGGCAUCGCUGCCCUUCUAAAGGCCUAUGCGAGGAGCUGGUUUCCUCCUCGUGGACUGCAGUGAGAGAGAGGACAGCAGUCACGUCCACCUACAAUCCCGUCCUGAGCAUCACACACACACAGGAAGUGUUGCAAGGGAAGAAUAAGACCAUAGGUAUUUUAACAGUUGGCAAGUCAUUAAUAUCUGGCAUCUAUCGCUGUGUGGCUUCCAACUCAAUGGGCACAGAUGAACUGGACAUCCGCUUCUAUGUUACAGAUGUUCAGGGAGGCUUCAGUGUCUCUGGGGACUCAGAGGAGGGGCCAAGAGAGGGCAGAGACUAUCACCUGUCCUGUGUAGCCAAUAAGCACCUGUAUUCCAACAUGUCAUGGCACAGAGUGACAGGUAGCUCAGCAGGCAUGGUGGACGGUCCACCUCUGGUUGGAGAGCUGACUGAGGGAGAAUACUCGCUCACUCUGCGCUUGACGUUGACGAACCUGACAGCGCAAGACUCUGGGACGUACCGCUGCUCUGCCACACACCUGGUCACGGGGCAGCACUCACAUCAGGAUGCACUCGUGACAGUUGCAGUUCUGGAGGCUCCAGUGCUGCUGAGGAACCUUAGCGAUUGCAGUGUGAACAUCAGCAACUCUGUGACUCUUCAGUGCCCUGCCACUGGAGUGCCACGACCUCUCAUCACAUGGUACAAGGACCGGAGGAAGCUCAAGCAGGUGUCUGGCAUCAUGCUGGCGCCAGAAGAUGGCACUCUCCACAUUGACCGCAUCACUGUUGAGGAUGAGGGCUUGUAUACAUGUGAGGCCACCAACGAGAGAGGAUCUGUGGAGAGCUCGGCUUACAUUUCAGUCGAAAAUUCUGAGUCUUUCUCUCUGGAGAUCCCCACGCUAGCCUGCACCUGUGUGGUGGCCACUCUCUUCUGGCUGCUCCUAACGCUUCUCAUUCGCAAGCUCAGACAGCCAAACUCAACAAAUGGUAAGACAGAAUACCUGCCAAUCAUCCUGCACCAGGGGGAGGGGCCUCUAGAUGAACAGUGCAAUAGGCUACAGUAUGACGCCGAAAAGUGGGAGUUCCCACAGGAGCGUCUUCAGCUGGAAAAGCCACUAGGCCGAGGGGCAUUUGGCAAAGUGAUGCAGGCAUCUGCCUUUGGCAUCGGCAACUCAGCCGGCUGCGCCACAGUAGCUGUCAAAAUGCUCAAAGAGGGAGCCACACCAAGCGAGCACAAGGCGCUAAUGACCGAGCUAAAAAUCCUCAACCAUAUCGGACAUCACCUCAACGUAGUUAAUCUCCUUGGUGCCUGCACCAGACCAGGAGGGCCUCUUAUGGUCAUAGUGGAAUACUGCAAGUAUGGCAACCUGUCCUCAUACCUAAGGAGCAAGAGGGACGUUUUCAUGCUGAACAGGGUGGAAGGAGAAGAGGAAAGGGGACAGCAGGACAAGUGGAAGAGCUGUGUGGAGAACCAAAACAGUCAGAAAGUCAGCUCUGAGUUAGAGGGUGAGAGAAGGCAGGAAAAUGAGGAAGACAAUGGUUCUGUCUCGUGCUCGAACACUCCUCUACACCUAGAGGACCUGAUCUCAUACAGCUUCCAGGUGGCCAGAGGCAUGGAGUUCCUCGCCUCACGCAAGUGUAUACACCGAGACCUCGCUGCCCGAAACAUCCUGCUAUCUGAAAACAAUGUGGUGAAAAUCUGUGAUUUUGGGCUGGCCCGAGAUCUUUACAAAGAUCCUGAUUACGUGCGCAAGGGAGACGCUCGCUUACCGCUGAAAUGGAUGUCUCCGGAAUCCAUCUUCGACAAGGUCUUCACCACUCAGAGUGAUGUCUGGUCUUAUGGUGUUCUGCUCUGGGAAAUCUUCUCACUUGGGGCGUCACCGUAUCCAGGACUCAACAUUGACGAGGAGUUUUGCCACAGACUGAAACAGGGAACUCGAAUGCGUGCCCCAGAAUACAGCACCCCUGAAAUCUACAACACCAUGCUGCUGUGCUGGGAGAGAAACCCGUCAGACAGACCCACCUUCACUGAGCUGGUGGGAACGCUAGGAGACCUUCUCCAGGCCCGCGUGCAACAGGAUGGGAAGCAUUACAUCCCCUUGAACACGUUUUUGUCAGGAGAGAGUGGUGCAGAGCAUCUGGACUACAGAGACACGCACCAAGGAAGCCCGAGAUACAUCAACACCAGAAUCGAUACUAUUGCCACGUUUGAAGAGGACCUCAACAGAGAAGUCCCAGAAGAUUCCCAGUCUGACAGUGGCAUGGUUCUCCCGUCUGAAGAGUUCAUCCAGCUGAAAUGGACCGACAAGUUCAAGACCAAAAAGAUAACCAGGUUCUUCUUGAAAAGAGAGCACCAGGAGAAAAUGUUACCCACUUCGGCACUCCCCUGUGUGAGUGGCGUCCCCUGUGGCCGGGGGGAGAACGACGACACGGCCGUCCCAUGUGGUGCACCUCCUCCUGACUACAACACUGCUCUGCUCUACCCUUCUCUUUAACACACACUCCUAAAUAUGACUGGUCAUUCAAUUCCUGAGUUUAUAGACACGGUUUUAUAACUGUUUUUAAAUAGAAAAUAGAAUAGAAAAUUUAAUAGAAAAUGAAACAUUCUGAAUUGAACAUUCAGAAAAAAAAACAUUUUUCAUAAUACUUCAUUAUUUAAUGCUUUUGCAUUAUUAAAAAAAAAAAAAGCUUUAAACAAUUUAAGGAUUAUCGUAACAUCUGCAUUUAGCCAAAAUCUGUAUUUAUUAUUAUUAAUAUUAUUAUUAUUGUUAAACCUAACUAGAUAAUUAGAAUUUUUAUUUAAGCAGGCCUAUGAAAUAGCUCUUCUGUAAGAAAGAAUAAAUAGAACCUUUUUUAACAAAUGGAUAAUUAUGAAUUGUUAGAAGUUUCCAGAAACGUUGGACAGAAAACUAACAAUGCUAAUUAUCAAGCGCACUUAAAUCCAAGUAUUUUAAUGCUAGUUUUAUCUCAAAACUCUCCCAGAUUUCAAUUAUUUAAAAUACAUAUUACUUAAAGUACGUAAUACGUCACACUAGUUGGUUAACGUUAGUUCGGUAACUAAGUGAAAUGAAAUUAAUAUAAUUUCCAAACUGAAUAUUUGGUGACGUUUCAAAAUACAAAUAUUUGGUAAACUUUUGAAACAAAACAACAACAAAAAAGUAAAAUAUUGUUAGCAUCUCCGACGCUGUCCACGGCGCAGAAAGGUCACGUGACAAACUGGGACGUCCGCAUGCACCUUUCCCCACUUCUCCUACACGUGUAAAUCCAUACACAAAAUAAAACACCAUUUUUGGACACAGGCGAGUUUUCGCUCAGAGAAACGUGUUUAGUUAAUGUUUUAUAGGACAGAGUGGCUCACAUGCCCUUAUUCUCCUCUAAGCGGACGUAGUUACAUCAUUCGCUGGUUUCUUGUGUUAACCAAUCAAAGAAGCAGUAAUUUAAAAAACAAAAACAGAGGGUUUAUUUUUAAUAAACCAUUUUUCUUUUCAAAACCAUUACAAAUUCAACAUUUUGUGCUUUAUAAUUUUUUUUUUCCUUUUAACAUCAAUAUUCGUUUUAUUCCUCAUCUCACUUUUCAUUAUUUCCUAAUAUUUUAUGAAAGAGUCUUUAAAAACAAAAUUACAAACUGCACCUUUAAAGUGAUAACUUUAAUAUUCACAGAGCUUUAAAGAUGAUACUAGACAGAAGAAUGAUACUCGAUAUCAGCAUGCUUCAGAUCUCGUUAUUUAGUUAUUUAUCAAGCUUCUGUUUACAUUUUUCCGGACCAGAACUAAGCUCCACCCUGAGCGGGAACUGAACUGCUUAGCACUGCAUCUUUUCCUUUAAAAGCAACUCAAUAGCCAUAAGUUUCAUGCUUCUCAAUGCUCCUAAUCGAUGCUUUUUGGUCUCCUCGUACCUAUGUACUUCAACUUGUAACCAAAUACAGAUGUUAUGCCCAGUGACAGGCAAUGCAGCUGUGCAGCAGUUCAUCAAGCUUUAAACUGAUGCUUCUUUGAGUAAAGGCGUCUCUGUUAGUAAGCCACUGAUUCAUUUGUCCUCAUGUACAUAAGUAGUGGGAUAUGCUAUGAUUUCAGGAAAUGAAGCCAGGAAAAGAAACAAGGAAGUGUGAUUAAAGAAAUGAGAAGUCAAGAGGAAGUCAAGGGGAAGAGAAAUUCACCUAACAGGCAGCAGAGGGCUCUGAAAAUUACAAACUACUCCUUUAAAGGAAGCUCUUGGUCAUUAUUUGUGAUUAAUUUUUCUAUUCACUGAGCAGCUAAAAGCAUUUAUCUACUGUAAUAAAGUGCACUGACUACAGAUUUUGUAGGGAAGAUGCAUCACAUUGAACUGUAGAGCAUCACAAUUGUCACAAAUCUGUGUUGCCUAAACUAAUGCUGGACGUCUACGACAGGUUUAUUUAUUUACACUAAUUACCUUAGCCAUGCAAUUAGUGCAGCAAGUAUUUAUGUAGAUGGCUUUUUUUAAGACACUCGUCAAUGUCCAGUGCCUUACAUGAGUAUUCACCCCAUUUCAACUUUUCCAAACCCGUCCUAUUACAUCAAAUAGGAAACAUAAAAGUUGUGAUUGAAUAAGUAUUUAGUUCGGGUGCAAUCAGUCAGAAGUGUGACCAGAAGUUAAACAGAAGUCGACCUCUGUGCAAUUAAAGUGCCAAGUGCUCGCAAUAUAAAUACACCUGCUUCGUGAAGGCCCCAGAGUUAGUUAGAGAACAAACCUAAACAAACUUUCAUGAAGACAAAGGAGCAAAAACAAAGCAAAAAAAAAAAAAAAAAAGG
Pangasianodon hypophthalmus (striped catfish) is the source of this 6373-nucleotide messenger RNA. It is a transcript of the gene flt1, whose product is annotated as fms related receptor tyrosine kinase 1. NCBI's taxonomy places the organism in Eukaryota, Metazoa, Chordata, Actinopteri, Siluriformes, Pangasiidae. The transcript has 30 exons. Gene Ontology annotation, molecular function: vascular endothelial growth factor receptor activity; ATP binding. Bases 251 to 4099 code for a protein of 1282 amino acids. Gene Ontology annotation, cellular component: signaling receptor complex; plasma membrane. The record is from RefSeq and is a predicted model, not a curated record. Gene Ontology annotation, biological process: positive regulation of kinase activity; protein phosphorylation; vascular endothelial growth factor receptor signaling pathway.